Messenger RNA from Amborella trichopoda, 1487 nucleotides. It is a transcript of the gene EXL3, whose product is annotated as EXORDIUM like 3. The record is from RefSeq and is a predicted model, not a curated record. NCBI's taxonomy places the organism in Eukaryota, Viridiplantae, Streptophyta, Magnoliopsida, Amborellales, Amborellaceae.
GAAAUAAUUCAUAAAUGGCAAUUGCAAUGGCAAAUGGCAAAUGGCAAAUGGCAAUGGCAGUGGCAAUGCCGCUCCCUCAUCAUCAAAAUACACCACACUCACUCUCUCCGCUCCGCAUCCCGGCGUAGCGGCGCUUUUUUUUUUAUUCUCUCGCAAAAUAACUUUUCCCACCAUUACAAAUACACCCAAUUCCUCCUCCCCCUUCUUCUACGCAACAAACAAGCCGGAAAAUGGGUUCCUUGUUGGGAGGUGGUCCGGUGGCGGUCCUCCUGCUCUCCCUCUCAUUUUUUGUGUGUAGCGGUGUCGUCGACGCCUGGAGGCCAUGGCCGUCCCAACUCCACAACAACAGCAGCAGCAAGGGUAAGGGUAAGGGUGAGGGUGGUGGUGGUGGUGGUGGUGGUGGUGAUUUAGAGUUCGGGGGAUCCAAAAAGUAUGAGGGGUCUUCGGAUUUGGUGGAGCUGAGGUACCACAUGGGUCCUGUGAUGACCUCCAACAUCACCGUGCACAUCAUCUGGUAUGGCCGGUGGGAGGCGCCGGAGAAGAGGAUCAUCAGGGGAUUUAUCCGCUCCCUCUCCUCCUCUAACGUCCCCUCCCCCUCCUUGGCCGAGUGGUGGAGCACGGUGCGGCUCUACACGGACCAGACGGGGGCGAACAUCAGCCGGGCCGUGGUCCUCGGUCACGAGAAGAACGACAGGCGGUGCUCCCGCGGCACCUCCCUCACCCGCCUCUCUGUCCAGUCCAUCAUUAAAGGCGCCAUCACUGCCUCGACCAAGCCCCUCCCCAUUGAGCCCCGCGAUGGCCUCUACCUUGUACUCACCGCCCCACAUGUCCGGAUGCAGGACUUUUGUGGCCAGGUGUGUGGCUUCCACUACUUCACCUUCCCUUCGGUGGUCGGCUACACUCUCCCUUACGCCUGGAUCGGGAACUCGGCGAAGCAGUGUCCAGGAGUGUGCGCCUACCCCUUUGCGGUGCCAGCGUACAUGCCCGGGCUCAAACCCCUCGUCCCUCCCAAUGGGAACGUGGGCGUCGAUGGAAUGAUCAGUGUGAUCGCCCACGAGAUGGCCGAGCUCUCCACCAAUCCCCUCGUGAAUGCGUGGUACGCCGGGCAGGACCCAUGCUUCCCCACCGAGAUUGCCGACCUCUGCGAGGGCAUCUACGGCACCGGCGGAGGUGGCUCCUACACGGGCCAGCUCUCGCUGGACCACCGGACUGGAGCCACCUACAACCUCAACGGAGAGAGGAGGAGGUUCCUUGUGCAGUGGGUGUGGAACCCCGUCCUCAACUACUGUUUUGGCCCCAACGCUCUUGACAAAUAGUCUUCUUAAUUACUUCUCUCUCUCUUCACUGCUUGGUUUUCCUUUUCUUCCUUUCUUCAUCCCAAAACUCUCUCUCGCUUCUGUUUGAUCCUCCCUUUGAUUAUAUGAGAUGAUUUUUGCAGUGUAAAGAUCAGAUGGUUUCACAGUCUUAUUAAUAAAAAAUAUAUACAU